AUGCGGCUCCCCCUCGCCCCCUCGGCAGGCUCGAGCGCCAGCGCCGCCACAGACAGCCCUCUCAUCCUGACCACGUACGCGAGCGAGGGCGGCGUCGAGCAGGAUCUUGACAUUUUCCCCGUCCUCCGAGAAGAGGCCUAUCUGGAGAGUAACCCGGAAGCCCGCCCCGCCCGUGCGCUGCACAUCAUGGCCGCGGAGGGUGACGUGGAGGGUGCCGUCGACCUGUUGCGCACCGUAAGUGAAGAGGAGGCUGGCAAUGCGGAAGAAGCUCUGGGACGCCUCAUUCGGUACCAAGACCCGCUCGCGGACUCCAAGACCGCCUUGCAUCUGGCCGUCGAGGCUGGUAAAGAAGACUUUGUCUGGCUGCUUCUCUGGGUCUCGACGACCCUGCCGGAUGCCACCUUCCCUGAUGCGUCUAGGGCACUCGCUCAGUCGGCUCUUCAGGACGUCAAUGGAAACAUCCCUGAGGCGCUUGCGCGAGAGUCGCCAAUCUUCCUGCAACUCGUGCAGGCAGGUAUCCUGAGACCCUAG
Molecule: messenger RNA, 531 nt
Organism: Parascedosporium putredinis
Lineage: Eukaryota; Fungi; Ascomycota; Sordariomycetes; Microascales; Microascaceae
Source: the annotation of a GenBank genome assembly